UGUCUGAAACGGAGUGCGGAAGUGGAUCCGUCUGCGUUCGCGUUCGGGGUUCCGCCUCUGGACGUCUGGCAGUAUCCCUCAGCUGACUCGGCCCCUUCUCCUCCUCACGUUACUGCGAUUCAACCCGUCGUCAGAUACCCGAGGAGAGAUGGCUGGACGGCUACCGGCGUGUGUUGUCGACUGCGGCACAGGUUACACCAAACUGGGCUACGCAGGGAACACAGAGCCACAGUUCAUCGUGCCAUCAUGUAUUGCCAUCAAAGAGUCAGCAAAGGUGGGAGACCAGGCCCAGCGGAGGAUGAUGAAAGGUGUGGACGACUUGGACUUCUACAUUGGAGACGAAGCAGUGGACAAACCAUCAUACGCCACAAAGUGGCCAAUCCGUCAUGGGAUCGUUGAAGACUGGGACCUGAUGGAGCGUUUCAUGGAGCAGAUCAUCUUCAAGUACUUGAGGGCGGAGCCUGAGGAUCACUAUUUCCUCCUGACCGAACCUCCCCUCAACACGCCAGAAAACCGAGAGUAUACGGCAGAAAUCAUGUUCGAGUCCUUCAACGUUCCUGGUCUCUACAUCGCUGUGCAGGCGGUGCUUGCUCUAGCAGCCUCUUGGACGUCCCGGCAGGUUGGGGAGCGAACGUUGACCGGGACUGUCAUUGACAGCGGUGAUGGCGUAACACACGUCAUUCCUGUGGCUGAGGGUUACGUCAUCGGAAGCUGUAUCAAGCACAUUCCCAUCGCUGGACGGGACAUCACUUAUUUCACCCAGCAGCUGCUGCGUGAGAGAGAGGUGGGGAUCCCGCCAGAGCAGUCGCUGGAGACCGCCAAAGCAGUCAAGGAGCGCUUCAGCUACGUUUGCCCUGACCUUGUCAAAGAGUUCAACAAGUACGACACGGACGGGUCCAAGUGGAUCAAGCAGUACACCGGCAUCAACGCCAUCAGCAAGAAGGAGUUCACCAUCGACGUGGGCUACGAGAGAUUCCUGGGCCCGGAAAUCUUCUUCCACCCCGAGUUCGCCAACCCGGACUUCACCCAGCCCAUCUCUGAGGUCGUGGAUGAGGUCAUUCAGAACUGCCCCAUCGAUGUGAGGCGUCCGCUUUACAAGAACAUUGUUUUGUCUGGAGGCUCCACCAUGUUCAGGGACUUUGGCCGCAGACUGCAGAGAGACCUAAAGAGGUCCGUCGAUGCCCGACUGAAGAUCAGCGAGGAGCUGAGUGGAGGAAAACUCAAGCCUAAACCCAUCGACGUCCAAGUGAUCACUCACCACAUGCAGAGAUACGCCGUCUGGUUCGGAGGGUCCAUGUUGGCGUCCACUCCCGAGUUCUACCAGGUGUGUCACACCAAGAAAGACUACGAGGAGAUCGGACCAAGCAUCUGCCGCCACAACCCCGUAUUCGGAGUCAUGUCGUAACUCGACAUUUCCCACUGCAGCAGAGGGCGGAGCUUCAGUCUCAGGGGCGGAGCUUCCCCGUGCUAACGCAGUCUACAGUACGAUAAAACAAGACCAAAACCUCAGAAAAAUAUACUGUUAUUUUUUUGCUUUGCAUUUUUUUUUCCAUCGUGAGGGAAAGUUGCCAAAAGAAACGGUGGAAUAUUUUUGUGGCUGAAUGAAAAGUGAUGGCAUAUGGUGGAGUGGAACGUCAUGGAAAACCAUGCACAUUUUGGUUAAGCAUCUCAUUUGUUUUCCAUCACCAUCCAGAUAUCGAUUUUUUUCCGCCUUCUAUUCCUUAAUAUCCAGAUGUGUAUCAUGAUAAGAGCUUGUUUAUAUUUCAUACUUAAAGGUUUUUUAUAUGUACAACUCGGUGAGAUCAGCAAUUGAAAAACAAUGACUGACUGCAGUGUUAAGUUGUCUGGGUGUGUCAUCGUAAAGCAGUGACUGCACAGAGGCAAAUCAUUUUAUAUAAGGAACCAAACUGUUGAAACAGUGGAAUGUGAUGUGUAUUUAAUACCUGGCAACAUUCCAAUAAAGCCUUCCGUUUCUUUCUAAAGAAUACGGCUGUGUUUGAUAGCAAGUCCAGGGAGGCGGGACAUUGUUUUGGUGGAUGUAUGUGGUGGCUUCCCCAGCUAAAAACAGCUGAAUUACUGACCAUUUUUAAAUGCACAGAGCAGUCGGAUAAAAGCUGCGUUAGCGACUGACAGAAUUUGUUGCGCGACUCGUGCUUGAGUGGCUGCUGGUUUGAAGCCAUCAAAUUGACCCCCUUCACCUCUCAAAUUUAAAAAAGUCAAUCUGGAGGGGUGAGGGAAGUCGGUAUGGCCAAACGGAGGCCGUAAAGUCUUUUCAAUAUGUACUGUGAAAGGAUCCACUGACGUUAGAAGUUCAACCAGUCUGUCUGCACAAUAUCACUUUCCCUUCUUAAGCUGAGGUAUAUUUGGCUAGUGGUCAUGAUGUUAACCAUUAAUGGGCCUCUAUUGUUUAUUCAAACUCUAAUUCCAGGUAGGUCAGGCAGUCAAAAGACGUCCAAAAUUCUUGCCAGCAAGUUUUUGAGGUUGUAAGACAACAGAAACGGCUCGGCCGUCUCAUUUCGCUCUAUUGAUUUUACUUCUACUGACUACAAAGAGCUGGUCCAGCUGAGGAGACGAGGGAGGACAUCACAGCUUUUCCUGUCUCAGCCUGCCGGAGUCUGGGGAAGCGAGGGCAGAUAAAAGUGUCGGAAGUCUGAGGGUCAAAUCCCAGUGGAUAAGAAGAGUCCAAGGAGGAUGGAUCUCAGAGACAGGCCCAGAUGUGGGAGCUGAUAGGAUUGAUGGAGGAGGGCCAGGGCCUCUUGUGCUCUGUCCCAAGUGCAAUCAAGAGCUGGAAUGGACCUGUCCGGCGCUCACAAUCACGCUCGGUGGAGAUCAGACUGUUUUUGAAAACACUGAAGACAAAGAAAGUGGAGGGUGCUGAAGUGUUCACAGCACAGGAAGACUUUCUCUCUGAGUGGUCUGGAACCUAACUGAACCAAAAGUUCAAAACCAUUGUAGCGGGUGCUUAGGGGUGUGGUCUCUCACCCAGUGGGAUGAUGGGUGGGGACACACAGGUGUUACUAAUAAAAUGGAGGUUGUAUGGGACGCGCGGG
Synchiropus splendidus (mandarinfish) is the source of this 3050-nucleotide messenger RNA. Its product is annotated as actin-related protein 3. The record is from RefSeq and is a predicted model, not a curated record. Gene Ontology annotation, cellular component: actin cortical patch; Arp2/3 protein complex. The transcript is spliced from 12 exons. Gene Ontology annotation, molecular function: actin filament binding. Gene Ontology annotation, biological process: Arp2/3 complex-mediated actin nucleation. Lineage: Eukaryota; Metazoa; Chordata; Actinopteri; Syngnathiformes; Callionymidae. The coding region runs from base 149 to 1405 and encodes 418 amino acids.